AUGGCGAGUAUCCAGAUGAAGUUUGCCACUCCAUAUCAGUCUUUCAUAGACACCUCAUUUUUCCAGGAACUGGCUCGAUUGAAGCUUGAAGUUCUGAAGUUGGAUUCAACCCCUAAAGAGCUCAAGAGUGUUAUUGAUACCGCAUAUAUACCCAGAGGUUCAUCGUGUGCGCAUUUGUUUUUAAGCGGUGAGAGUUUCGAUGCCCAGAGUGACCACGGAAACGGUUUGCCAGUAAAGGGUACUUUGUACAAUUACAAUACUGUUGAGGAAUUCAAAAAGCUGGACAAGAACGAAUUUUUGAAUCAGAGGGCAUUAGAAGUUUGGAAUAAAAGCCUGGAUGAUCCGAACGAGUGCGUUAGGUUCUUUAUUAUCAGUUUUGCUGAUUUGAAGACCUACAAGUUUUUCCAUUGGGUGAGUGUACCCUGCUUUCAACUGACAUCUUUAAAUCUAACGGUAACUGACAGUGGUCUGCUUGAAAACUACAAUAAGUAUAAAGACUGGUUUGAUUCGCAUUCUGAGAACUGGUCAUGUCUGGAAGACGAAAGUAAUGAGAUUCAAGUGCUUUCAAAGGCUAAUGCAGCUGGCUGCAGUGCCUUAAUUAUCCGCGAUACCAGUAAGAUAGAAAUGGUACCUUCUGCUCUAGCGAAAAACUUCAUCUCUCUUCUGAAACAUUUUGCGCCAGAAACGGAAACGAUACGAUUGGUCUUGGUAAGAUCGGAUGCUAGCAGCAGUUUUUGGAUGACAAUAGCCCUUGAAGCUAGUCCCGACUCAAAAUCGUCAGCUUUGAAAGUCACAGGAUGGGAAAGAAAUUCUCAAAAUAAACUCACACCAAGGGCAACAGAUUUGAGCUCUCUUUUGGAUCCUCUGCAGGUUGCAGAUCAAUCGCUAGAUCUUAAUUUGAAAUUAAUGAAAUGGCGCGUCGCUCCCGAGCUUGACCUGGACGUUGUAAAGAACACCAAAGUGUUGCUACUUGGGGCUGGAACCCUGGGGUGCUACGUUGCUCGCACUCUUAUGGCUUGGGGUGUACGAGAAAUCACAUUUGUGGACAAUGGACAAGUGUCUUAUUCCAACCCAGUACGACAGCCUCUGUUUACGUUUGAAAGCUGCGGAAAACCUAAGGCUGCUGAAGCCGCAGAAGGAUUGCGGCGAAUCUUUCCUCUCGUUAAAACUAAAGGCGUAGAGCUCCAGGUUCCUAUGAUUGGACACCCGGUCACCAACGAAGCUAGACAGCUAAAUGACUUUAAAAUGCUAGUUGACCUUGUGAGAGGCCACGAUGUUAUAUACCUUUUGAUGGAUUCACGCGAAACUAGAUGGCUCCCUACUGUGCUUGGCUGCGCCGAAAACAAAAUUGUAAUCAACGCUGCACUCGGAUUCGACAGCUAUAUGGUGAUGAGACACGGUGCCUAUUCUUCAACGGAACCGAACCGCCUCGGCUGCUAUUUCUGCCAGGACGUUGUUGCCCCGAGCGACAGUCUCACGGAUCGCACUUUGGAUCAGAUGUGUACCGUGACGAGACCUGGUGUUGCACUCAUGGCAGCAUCCCAAAGUGUAGAGUUGAUGGUCUCGUUACUGCAGCACCCAGAUCGCAACACUUACGAAGCAUCGGCUAAGACUGUCUUGGGUGAUCUUCCACAUCAAAUUCGUGGUUUUUUAACCGAGUUCAAAACUUUACAGCUCAGAAGUCCAUCGUUCCAGGAGUGCUCUGCCUGCAGCAUUUCUGUAGUGGAGACCUUCAAGGAACGUGGUUGGCGUUUUGUUACAGAAGCUCUGAACAACUACAAAUAUGUUGAAGAAUUAUCAGGAUUGACAAAAGUGCAAGAACAAGCAGAAGAAGCUCUCAGAUGCGUUUUUGAAGCUGAGGAAGACGAUAUUGAUGAGGAGGAGCUCUUAUAA
Molecule: messenger RNA, 1893 nt
Organism: Lachancea sp. 'fantastica'
Lineage: Eukaryota; Fungi; Ascomycota; Saccharomycetes; Saccharomycetales; Saccharomycetaceae
Source: the annotation of a GenBank genome assembly